Ceraceosorus guamensis is the source of this 1721-nucleotide messenger RNA. RefSeq lists its product as hypothetical. The coding region runs from base 93 to 1604 and encodes 503 amino acids. Gene Ontology annotation, biological process: heme oxidation. Lineage: Eukaryota; Fungi; Basidiomycota; Exobasidiomycetes; Ceraceosorales; Ceraceosoraceae. Gene Ontology annotation, molecular function: heme oxygenase (decyclizing) activity. The record is from RefSeq and is a predicted model, not a curated record. The transcript has 2 exons.
GUGAGUGCUGCACGCAGGAGGGAGUGGAUGAAAUUGCGAGCAGCAACACAGUCUCUCACCUGUACACUGCGAAUCCUCCGCAGCGCUACAUCAUGAGCUACUCAACAACUGUUCCGUCGACCAUCACUGCCAUCGACCCUCCUCCCCACCUCAACACCGUCGACACAGCUGCAACGUUUCGGACCCCUUCCGCUCCGUCCAUUCCCUCACACACCGUGCCACCCACUACAAGAAAGAGACGCGCAAUGCCUUGCCCCUUCGCAACGCUGGCCAAGCUGACUGGCGUCCGCUUGGAUGCAUCCGCGCACGCCAUGUAUCACCCUCAACCUUCAACUUCCAAAUCUCAGGCCGACCUCUCUCUGGCCCCUGAAGCCUUUACAAGCGACACUCCUCUUUCUGCGCGACUUCAGCAGGGCACCGCCAGGGCUCACACUGCUAUAGAGCGUAGCAGAGGCGUCCGAGCUCUUAUGGGCCUCGCAAGGGGUGACAGCGACGGUCAGACCCCAGGACUUGAACGGUCAGAGUAUAUCGCGUGGCUCGUUGGUCUCGGUUGCGUCUAUCGAACGCUAGAGGCCUAUCUCACAAUCUCUGCACCUCUCUUGGAACCUUUGCAAUCCGUGCUCGACCUGCCAAGCCUCUUCAGAACAUCCACACUCGAAGAUGAUGUCAGAGCUCACUUAUGCACUGAUGCACACAUCGCCGCCGCUGGCGUGUUGUACUCCAAGCUCGAAGAGACUGAAGCGCUUGACGCAUUGGCACACCCUCUUGCAUCAGAGUCACCAGCACACCAGCAGCUUGCUGAAUUGCUGGCCCAUCUGCCUCACGCCGCAAGAUCCAUCGAACAUUCUCGCGCGCAGUUUCCCACAGCGCAGCACCUAGCUAUCAUGUCGCCUCUGCACGCUAGCGCCGUGCUUCGAUACUCUGAGCGUCUCGACACUCUUGGUCGCGCGGCGACAACCUGCAGAAGCGGACGAAGCACUCCAUCCGACGAAGGUGUCUGCCUCACCCCUCUCGAUGAGCACAAGACGCCACUGACCGCUCAGACUGCCGGCCUCAACGACACGGAAGACCUUCUGCUCGCACACGCCUACGUUCGCUACAUGGGCGACUUGUCUGGCGGUCAGCACAUUGCCAAGCGCGCAAAGGCCCUUUGGCCCAUCGAACAUUCCGGUGCAGAAGCCGGCUUUCAAUUCUACCGUUUCGAAAAGCCGGCCUAUUUCGAAGGAGGUCAGCGCGCUUGGGAAAUGUCGCUCAAGCAAGACUUUAGACGCGCCAUGGAUGGCGGAUUCGAAGAUUUGUCGAUGCAGGAACAGCAGACUCUGAGUCCUCUUCUGGUGGACGAGGCGAGCCUGGCCUUUGAUCUCAAUCGUGCGCUUUUCGACGCCCUCGUGCCUUCUUCAGAAGCCGACGAAUUGGCAGAUCAGGCUCAGCUCGAGCAGCAGAUGCGCAAACUAGCCAAGGCCGAAAUUCAGAAGCUUCCCGUCCAUCUACGUCUCAUCGCAAUGCACGGCAGCGCAUCUGGUGCCCUCUUCAAGCUCGCCGUACCUUCUACACUGGCGAUUGCCUGUGCGUUCGCCGCUAGCGCUGGCGCAGCAGCAUCGUGAUCGCCACACCUCAGACUGCUUUAAUGGACACAUUGCUCUCCCUGGAGACGGCUCGGGCCCCCACCCCGUUCGCGCUGCACCGGAACCACCUCGCGAUAUUCUAUUGUAUCUCGACUA